Molecule: messenger RNA, 924 nt
Organism: Leptonychotes weddellii (Weddell seal)
Lineage: Eukaryota; Metazoa; Chordata; Mammalia; Carnivora; Phocidae
Product: olfactory receptor 56A4-like
Biological process (GO): G protein-coupled receptor signaling pathway
Cellular component (GO): plasma membrane
Molecular function (GO): olfactory receptor activity
Source: RefSeq, a predicted model, not a curated record
AUGGCACCACCCAGCAACUACUCCACUGCUCCAGUCUCUGAAUUCCUCCUCAUCUGCUUCCCUAAAGAGUUGGCAGCACUGCCCCUCAGCCUCCUCUUCCUCCUGGCCAUGGGGGCCAAUGCCACCCUGCUGAUCACCGUCAGGCUGGAGGCCUCUCUUCAUGAGCUCCUGUACUACCUGCUCAGCCUCCUCUCCCUGCUGGACAUGGUGCUCUGCCUGACUGUCAUUCCUAAGGUCUUGGACAUCUUUUGGUUUGACAAUAAAUCAAUCAGUUUCACAGCCUGCUUUCUCCAGAUGUUCAUCAUGAAUAGUUUCCUGACCAUGGAGUCCUGCACAUUCAUGAUCAUGGCCUAUGAUGGCUAUGUGGCCAUCUGCCACCCACUACGAUACCCAUCCAUCAUCACUGACCAAUUUGUGGUUAAAGCUGCCAUCUUUGUUGUGGCCCAGAAUGGCCUUCUUACUAUGCCAAUCCCCAUACUUUCUUCCCAGCUCAGAUACUGUGCAGAGAACAUCAUCAAGAACUGUAUCUGCACUAAUUUGUCUGUGUCCAAACUCUUCUGUGAUGAUAUCACCUUCAAUCAACUCUACCAGUUUGUGGCAAGCUGGACUCUACUGGGCUCUGACCUCAUCCUAAUUGUUCUCUCUUACUCCUUCAUCCUGAAAGCUGUGCUAAGGAUCAAGGCUGAGGGUGCUAUGGCCAAAGCUCUAUGCACUUGUUGUUUCCUCAUGCUCAUCCUCUUCUUUAGCACAGUCCUGCUGGUUCUGGUCAUCACUAACCUGGCUAGGAAGAAGCUUCCCCCAGAUGUCCCCAUCCUGCUCAACAACCUGCACCACUUCAUCCUGCCAGCUCUGAACCCCAUUGUUUAUGGUGUGAGAACCAAGGAGAUCAAGCAGGGAAUCCAGAAGCUGCUGAGAAGGUUGUAA